ACAUCCUGAAGGUCAGCUGUCCUUGGUAGGCCAUAAGUGUUUUUCAGAAUUUGUAUUUGAUGAAUGGGACAUGACAUUAAGCUGUCAAGGCCUAUUGUCAGAAGAUGUGACAUUUACUUAGCAAUGAUUUUUCACAUUGUGAUGGUGAUAAUAGUUCACGUUCUGUUUUCUGUAACGUUAUGCUUCUAUCAUUCCUAGAUUACCUUUUAUAGUUUGUGUGGCACGCAGUGUGUCAGUUCGCACUCUUUCAGAACGGGCUUUGCGUUUGCUAUUUAGUCUUUAACACUUUUGCAGAAUCGAAAAUUUCGGCAAAAUUCGUUCCAUUUAGCGUUUGUCAGAUUGUUGCUGGAACUCCAUCUACUUGAAAACUCCACGUUGCCAGGUAACGAAGCACGUUUAGCUACGUUUUGGACAACUGAUCAAGUAGCGAAGUGCACAAAAUCAACUGUGACGCACGCGACUUUUUAGUUACGCUAACAAGUUGCGGUAACCGUGAACGCUGUCUUUGUACAUUUGCCAAAUAUACAACGACAGCGUUCCUUCUGGUUCCAAACUGCUCAUCAUUCAGCGAAACAUUUGAUCGGAGCUUCGGCAGCGUUGCCAGAUUGGGCGGUUUUCCUGUAAAUUAAUGGGUCCACAUUGAUUUGGGUGAUUCGGGCUCCGUUUGUACCGUCUGGGCAGUUUGUAACUAAUUAACUUGAAACUAAAAUCUUUUUUCGACGAUAAUUCUAUCAAAGCUCUCUGAUAAACACAUUAUUAAUAAUAAUAACUAGUCCGCUGGGCGGGUUUUAAACUCUGAUUUGGCGUCUUUUUGUCAGUCAAAUCUGGCAACACGAGCUGCCCGGAACUACGCAACAGAACACUGUGGGCAGCUGUAGCUUUCCAGCCAACUUGUUCAGGUUUCACAACAAUGACUCUGUCGACAUUAGUCUGGGUGGGUUGCUGUGCGUUACUGAGGGGUUGUCGUCGGCUCUAGUUCACUGAGGAGCCGGGUUAGUGAGACACUUUUCAGAGCAUCUGGAGCUUAGCGUCAGCUAACAGAGCGUAGCUAACCUACAGACGCACCAUGGGCGAUGCUAGUAUUACUCCCAGGUUGGGCAACAUGAGAGCGUUGCUUGGAAUAGUUGCUGGAGCUGGAGCUUCUUACGGGUUGUACAAACUCAUCAGCGGGGGGAGCUUCAAGAGGAACAAGAAAAGUGCUGCCAGUGAAAGUCCUGGUGCCAGGAGCAGUCCGCCCAGUGAAGUCACCCUUCAACCGGGCAGCCUACUGGCCAGAGUGUCCGGACUGGACGUGGUCUGUCCCCGACCUGUGGAUGUUGCAUCAGGUGAAAUCAUCCACCAGUCACCUGGCAACCUGGAUCCACAGCACUUGAAAAUGCUUCUGUCAUGUCUGCAGACCAGCAACAAUCCACUCGACCGAUGUCGGAUACUACUUACGUUAGGGAAUUCUGCUGCCUUCACUGUGAAUCAGAAUCUUAUACGGGAAUUUGAAGGGAUUCAUAUCAUAGCUGGUUUCCUCUCUGAUCCUGCAGCAGAGGUUAGAGUGCAGACUCUGAAUGCUUUAAAUAAUCUAUGUAUGAACAUCCCAAACCAAGAACAAAUAAAGGUUUAUGUGCCACAAGUGCUGGAGCUGAUUGAGAUGUCACCAGUGAAUUCCGACCUUCAGCUGGGUGCUCUCCGGCUGUUGACAAACCUUUCAGUCACAGAUAAACACCAACACUUGCUGAAGGAAUCGGUUACACUUUUACUCUCUCUACUUGUUGUGAGCUAUGAAGCAUUACAGGUUCAGGCUUUGAAAGUCCUUGUGAAUUUGUCAUCCAAUCCACAUAUGAUGGAUGACAUUGUUCAAGCUCAGGCACCAGCUUCAGUUGUGCUGCUCUUUGAUUCACGGACAGCCCCUGCUGUGCUUCUGCGACUGCUGAUGUUUGCAGGGAACCUAAAGGCCUGGAGGCCCUCUGCACAGGUGGCUAAUGAACUGAGGCGCAAGCAGGAUUGCCUGUUCCGGGUCAUGUUGGAUGAGUCUUCCCAGCUACACAGCCGACUGGUCCAGCUGCUUUCACACCCUGAUGUUGAGAUUCAGUCGCAGGUGGCCCGCAUCUUGACAUAGACCUCCCUCUCUGCACUGUUGCUCCAAGCACAGCGUUUGCUUCCACACAUUUUGCCAAAGCCAUCACCCUUCUAGUUAAAUUCUAUAUCUGUUAACAUUCAUCUCACAAUAUACAAGGCUGCAUAGCCUCCUGUGGAUGGAUACUCAACUUGCACUCCCACUCUCUCUCUACAUCUACAGUAUUUCCUAGAUCACUAUUAUUAUUAUUAUUAUUAUUAUUAUUAUUAUUGUUACCACACAAGUCAAUUCGCUAUUCCACUUCACCAGCCACACUUCACUGAUUUUCACGUUCUUUCACUACAAUGAAUUGAUGAGCUAUGAGUGGGCAGGAUUUUGGUCAUUUGGAUCAUUUGGUAGAGAGUAAAACAUGCCACCUCGCCAAGAGUUUUCUUCUCAUUGCCGGAGACUAGUUUCCUUCAAAGAUCCACAGUGCCCUUUUCUUCUGAGAAUGUCACCUGCUUUCUCUGAAGACAUGCUCCAGGUAAAAUUUCUGAACCCAAACCCACUGCCAAACAUUUUCUAGAGAAAGUGUCAGAAUGACCUGUGCAGCACAACCUAACUGUCAACCCUCCUGUGGGUUAGAGAGACACUUUAAUGGAAAUCUGAUAAGGUUUCUUGCCACAUAGCAUGCAUUGGAGACACUAAUGAAUGGCUGCACUACAACUCCUGUCCUAAUUUAUCAACAUGUUGGCUUUAAAGAUCAUGGACUUUUUAUAUCCAGGAAUUUAGUGUGAGAGUCGGUGGAUCAUGACUUUGGAAGAGCUAAAGUGAGGUCAACAUACAGGAUGGUUGGCCUCACAUUCUGUGUCAAUGUGAGAAGUUCAGUCCAGGGAUGCACCGAUACUGAUAUCAGUCCGAUACUGACCCAAAUAGCUGGAUCAGGUAUCUGAAAUUAUUAUUUUAAUAGGAACAUUUAAUAGUAUAUUUAUUUGUUAAGUUUUGUUUUGGGAACACAUUUUAAGUUGAGCCUGAUGUCCCUUUCACAUAAAAUAAUGAUCUCUGUUUCUUCCACACAGUGAGGCAUACAGUUUAUUAAUUCAACACAAAUAUUGGAAUGGAACUCUAUUAGUCGAUGCAUCCCGAGAUCAGUGCAUCACGGAAGAACUUGGGGUUGAAACACUGCCUCCCCCCUAACUUAAGAAGACCUUGUACAAUUGGUUGGGACACCUGCCACAACUUAAGCAAACGUUGACUUCAAAGCUGUACUUAGCACAGGUGCCUGGGAUAAAACCCAAUGUUUGAUCCAGGAUGUACUGGUGGGGUUGCACUCUCAGAAACACCAGUGAAUCCCCCUGGGUGGAGCUGGAGGACAUUGCAAGGGGAAUUAAUGUCUGGACUGCUAUUAUUGGUUCAGCCAGCACAAAUGUCAUACAGAUAUGCAGAUUGAAAAUUAAUGGAGGAGGGCUUGACCUCGACAAAGCAUUCUAGUAAUAAUUACUGUAUACGAAAAUGUUUUUGCAGACAGUGAUUAUUGAAUAACAACAGACUGAAUGUUACAAGCUGUGUUAUGUUAAAUUAGGCAUUUUUCUAUAAUGAGACAGGCUGUAGGUGACGCAUCCACAUGUUGUCCAACUGGAGGACCGGAGUUGUAGACCCAUCUGCCAAUUUGUUAACCUCGAAAUUGCAUGAAAAAUGCCAUAUCUCAGAAUAUUAUUUUUAUGCUAUAGAUUUUGUGGCAUGAGCCAGACCAGGUGUAAAGAAAUACUGCACAUGUUUAAGUCUGGACACUGACUUUAUUAAACCCAAAUCCUAAAUCUCUCUCAGGCAAUAUGGUUUACCAGAGCAGAUACAGCAGGAGGCUGAUUUACUUGUGACGUAGAUUAUCAUAUUUAUUUAAUGGAGCUAGUCAGUAUUUUGCCUAUAAAAUAUGAAAUAUGUUUGGUCUGUUUUGAAUGUUUCAAUAAAUGCCCUAUAUGACAAAUUA
This is a messenger RNA of Cyclopterus lumpus (lumpfish), 4031 nucleotides long. RefSeq names its product armadillo repeat containing 10 (gene armc10). Bases 1067 to 2107 code for a protein of 346 amino acids. Gene Ontology annotation, cellular component: mitochondrion. The transcript has 6 exons. Lineage: Eukaryota; Metazoa; Chordata; Actinopteri; Perciformes; Cyclopteridae. The record is from RefSeq and is a predicted model, not a curated record.